GAAAUGUCAUGUGCUAUGGCAACUGACAUUCUGGAAUUUCUUUUUCGAUCGAAUUCAGCAGCCAUUUUGGAGACCAUACAAAAGUUUUCAAGCACUGCUAAUUACUUUGUUACGAUAGUGGUUCAUCGUACUGAGCUUUCAUGAUUGGAUUACCGCGUAGCGAUAGAGAUAGAGAUCGUAUAACGGUGAAAAUUCGUAACAUGAAGAGGAGCUCAUCCAGGGACAGUAUGCCGCGAUCGAAAAGGACGCGUAGUAGUAUUGGACGGUAUGACGAUAGUUCCGAUGAACGCAUUACACCGGAUAGGGUGCGCCGGCGGGUGCGGUCGCCCAGCCCUCGCGGUCGAUAUGUAUCGCCUCACCGCGAAGACUAUGUGCGUUCCCGAGAGGUAAGAGAAGAGUCCGUGCGUCCUUAUUAUAAGGUGCUGUGUGUCAGUGCCCUCCACCCUAAGGCGUCCGACGAAAUCAUCAAAGAUACCUUGUACCGCGAAUAUAAAAAGUUCGGCGAUUUCAGCAUCAAGAUUUCUCACGAGUUGGACGAACGCGUAGCGUAUGUAUGUUUUCGUAGUGUUGAAGAUGCGAGGGAUGCAAAACACGCCAAACCCAGGAUUAUUUUAUAUGACAAAGUGGCCAUUGUAGAUCCCGUGUAUGAACCGGUGAGAUCGGAGUAUAGGAGCAGGCCAAGGAGUUUAACCCCACCCGAUUAUGAGCGCCCGUACUCUUACGCAUGGUCCCCGGUUCCCGAAAGACGCCGACCACCACCCGAUGAGAGAGCUUAUGGAAUGCCCCCAGCAGUACCACCACACCAUCGCGAAUUUCGUCCUCCAAUGCACGACUAUCCAAUGGCUGGACCCCAUGGGCCUCCGAUGCAUCACCGCCCGCCCAUGCAUCAUCCCCCACAUCCUCACUACAUGCCCCGGCCGUACAUGCCGCGUCCGCAUCAUCCACCUUUUGAGAAAAUGGAGAAUAAAAAAGAUAAAUUCCCCAACUAUUUGCAUCAUGUCCAGCCUGAAGAUGAUCCUUUGGCUACACGAACAUUGUUUGCAGGGAAUUUAGAAAUAAAUAUAUCCGAUGAGGAAUUACGCAGAAUCUUUGGGCGGUAUGGAAUUGUUGAAGAUAUAGAUAUUAAAAGACCACCUCCAGGUACUGGAAAUGCCUUUGCAUUUGUCCGUUAUCAAACUUUAGACAUGGCACAUCGUGCUAAAGUUGAGCUUUCCGGACAAUAUAUUGGGAAAUUCCAGUGUAAAAUAGGAUAUGGGAAAGCUACCCCAACAACUCGUGUAUGGGUAGGAGGACUAGGGCCCUGGACAUCAGUUGCACAACUUGAAAGGGAGUUUGAUAGGUUUGGUGCCAUAAAAAAAAUUGAAUAUGCUAAAGGUGAACCACAUGCAUAUAUUUUAUAUGAUUCAAUAGAUGCAGCUCAAGCUGCAGUUAAAGAAAUGCGAGGAUUCCCCUUGGGAGGACCUGAUAGACGUCUGCGCAUUGAUUUUGCUGAUGUUGGACCUGGGGGUCCAUUCAGGCCUAAAACAUUUGCACCACCUGUAGGAGAAGAGGGACGAUCCACAGAGGCAUAUGAAGGCUAUGAAGGUACUUGGGAAGAAGGUUAUGGAUAUAGUGGUGGAUACAGAGGCAGGGGAGGGAACAGAGGUCGCGGUCGUGGAAUGUACCGUGGCGUGUAUCACGGCACUGGUGAUUAUCGUGAUGAAGAGUGGAGGAGGCCACCAGAAGCAGAAUACGAGGGACAAAUUCGCCGAUCGGGAUCACGCGAACCAGGUGUCGAUAGGUCUCGAUCCCGAUCUCCACGUCGCCGAUCGCCUGACAGCGAUUCCGAUGGUUCCCCCCGCCGCGGCGGUGGAAUGCUCGUUUCUGCUAGAACAUUACCUGAAGUGGUUCGCAAAGCCACCACUAUAUGGAAUGGUGCAUUAAUCUUGAAAAAUUCACUGUUCCCAACUAAAUUCCAUCUUACAGAUGGCGACUCUGAGAUUAUUGACAGUUUAAUGAAAGAUGAGGAAGGCAAAAAUCAACUAAGAAUCACUCAGAGACUUCGCUUGGAUCAGCCUAAACUAGAUGAUGUACAAAAGCGCAUAGCAACAUCCAGUUCGCAUGCUAUCUUCUUAGGUGUGGCAGGAUCUACUGCAUCAAUUACAAAUGAGGAUAGCAGUAUUCAGACAAGACCUAUGAGAAAUUUAGUGUCCUAUUUAAAGCAGAAGGAGGCUGCUGGAGUGAUAUCUCUACUGAACAAAGAGACUGAGGCCACUGGUGUACUGUAUUCUUUCCCACCCUGUGAAUUUUCGACUGAGCUACUGAAGAGGACUUGUCACAACCUCACUGAAGAGAGUCUUAAGGAGGAUCAUUUGGUCAUAGUAGUAGUGCGAGGAGGGUCCGCCUAACUUUAUACAAGUAGUAAUAUAGACCAGCUGUGUUAGCUUAAGAUUUUCUAAUAAUUCUUUAAUAUUUUCAGAAUGUUAUAAAAACAUUUUUUUUAUUAUAUAGCUAUUGUGACGUGUAGUGUUUUGUGAGGUGUAUGUAAAACAAAUUGUGAAGGUUCCAAUACAUUAUCAAUGUGCAAGUGCUGUGAAUGUCACAGUUACAGUGUAUAGCAAUCAUGUAUUGCAUUUUAGGAAGUUUUUAUUUUAUUAAAAUUAGUUUUGCUAGAAUACUUGCAAGAUGUUUACAAUGUGUACUAUAUCAUAAAAGUUAUAGUGUAUACUUUUUAAUCAGUGUAAAAGUUAGGUGACGUGUAGUGUGUGUGAACACAAAUAGAAUAUUUUAUUCCA
Molecule: messenger RNA, 2774 nt
Organism: Pararge aegeria (speckled wood butterfly)
Lineage: Eukaryota; Metazoa; Arthropoda; Insecta; Lepidoptera; Nymphalidae
Gene: nito
Product: RNA-binding protein spenito
Exons: 2
Coding region: 141-2387 (748 amino acids)
Biological process (GO): regulation of alternative mRNA splicing, via spliceosome
Cellular component (GO): nucleus
Molecular function (GO): mRNA binding
Source: RefSeq, a predicted model, not a curated record